Boleophthalmus pectinirostris (great blue-spotted mudskipper) is the source of this 522-nucleotide messenger RNA. Its product is annotated as leucine-rich repeat and transmembrane domain-containing protein 2. The record is from RefSeq and is a predicted model, not a curated record. The coding region runs from base 1 to 522 and encodes 173 amino acids. The transcript is spliced from 4 exons. Gene Ontology annotation, molecular function: protein binding. Lineage: Eukaryota; Metazoa; Chordata; Actinopteri; Gobiiformes; Gobiidae.
AUGAACCGGAUCACCACCAUCUCUCCAAAGGCCUUCACUGGACUCAGGCAGCUGCUCUUCCUCAACCUGGACAACAACAGCAUAAAGAGUCUUCCUGUUGGAGUGUUCAAACCUCUACGCGCUCUAGAGAUGUUGGUCUUGGACAAUAAUCUUCUGACCACACUGGAGACCACGGUUUUGGAUGGACUCGUCAAUCUCCAGGAGCUGUACUUGAGGAACAAUGAGCUGGAGACUCUUCCUCCAGACUUACUCAGGAGCACCCCUCUGCUCUCUCAGUUGGCCCUCAGCGGGAACAAACUCAAGACUCUGGAGGGGAAACUGUUUGCCCCCCUGACAGACAUGAAGAAGCUCCACCUCCAUGAUAACCCGUGGCACUGUGACUGUCACAUCCGCUCCCUGGUGCAGUAUUUGAGCCAAACCCAGAGCUCUGUGUCCCCCUCUCUGCGCUGCGUGAGUCCUCAGCAGCUCCACGGAAAGACCAUCAGCACUUUGAGAGACGACCAGACCGUGUGUCCUGCCUGA